AGGAAGAUGCUUUGUUUCCAUUUCUUUACGUUCUUGAUACUUAACAAUAACUACGAAAUUAAUAAUAAUGAAAAGAUUUAAAACUUAUUUAAAAAUAACCGUAAUAUUUGUAAAUCAAGUUUUAUUUUUGUUAGGUCUAAUUGUUUUGGUAUCCAGCAUCAUUUUGAAAGAUGAUAUUGAAGAUAUUGAAGAUUUAUUGGACGAACAGGUUUACAAUUUACAAAAUAUCCCAAUUUUAUUGACACAAUUUAGUUUCAAAUCAUUACUUGGCAUCCUAACUGCAUCGAUGAUCAAUGGAAUUGUUGUCAUAGUAGUGUCUUUUGUGGGUUGCUAUGGAGUUUAUUAUGAAAGCAUCUCGUCAUUGAAAUUCCAUCUAAUAUUUUCAAGUAUUGCUACUUUUCUUGAUUUUAUCGUAUUACUUGUACUAUUCGUUGAAACUAGAAAGAUGCAGUCUACAAUUGAUGAAGACAUCUGUGAUUUGAUUCUAAAGAUUGAUGCAAUGGGAUAUAUUAGCAUAAUAGUACAUUCUAAUGUAUGA
This is a messenger RNA of Centruroides sculpturatus (bark scorpion), 538 nucleotides long. RefSeq names its product probable tetraspanin tspC. Lineage: Eukaryota; Metazoa; Arthropoda; Arachnida; Scorpiones; Buthidae. The coding region runs from base 68 to 538 and encodes 156 amino acids. The record is from RefSeq and is a predicted model, not a curated record. The transcript has 5 exons. Gene Ontology annotation, cellular component: membrane.